Lathyrus oleraceus (garden pea) is the source of this 654-nucleotide messenger RNA. RefSeq names its product secretory carrier-associated membrane protein-like. Gene Ontology annotation, cellular component: recycling endosome membrane; trans-Golgi network membrane. Lineage: Eukaryota; Viridiplantae; Streptophyta; Magnoliopsida; Fabales; Fabaceae. The transcript has 8 exons. The record is from RefSeq and is a predicted model, not a curated record. Gene Ontology annotation, biological process: protein transport. The coding region runs from base 1 to 654 and encodes 217 amino acids.
AUGCAGGAAGUCAGACGCAAAGAAGAAGCCAUUGCACGAGCUGGAAUUGUUAUUGAGGAGAAGAACUGGCCACCAUUUUUCCCAAUUAUUCAUCAUGAUAUCGCAAAUGAAAUUCCAAUUCACCUUCGAACAUUGCAGUAUGUUGCAUUUUUUUCGUUGUUAGGUAAGUUAUCUGAUCCUGUUUUCUUCUUGUGGGGAAGGUUAUUGGUAGAGCAAGGUAGUACUGUGUUGGAAAUACCUUCAUCGCGGUCCGCCCCUAGUUGUCUAAUUGCAGCAUUUGGGUUGUCUUCAUUGCAACCUCCAGCAUCUUCACUUCCAUUAUCAAUGAUGGUUGAUGAUAGAUUAUAUGAUGCAGGGACUGACAGUGCUAUUAAGUUUGGAUGGUUUUUCAUGUUUUACCUGCUUCACAUUGGAUUCUGUAUCUUAGCUGCAGUUGCUCCUCCUAUAGUUUUCAAAGGAAAAUCCUUGACAGGCAUUCUGUCAGCCAUAGAUGUAGUUGGUGACUAUACUUUGGUUGGGAUUUUCUACUUCAUUGGAUUUGGAUUCUUCUGUCUUGAAACAUUGAUCAGCAUCUGGGUUAUCCAGCAAGUAUAUAUGCACUUCCGUGGUGGUGGUAAGACUGCUGAGAUGAAGAGGGAAGCUGCACUAAGAUGA